AUGUUUUCUGCCAGACGUCAAUUAAUCAACUCAUUCAGACAAUUUUCCACUUCCUCAAUUAAUAACUACAAAGUCUCUGUUUUGGGUGCAAAUGGUGGUAUUGGUCAACCUUUAUCUUUGUUAUUGAAACUAAAUCACAAAGUCACUGAUUUAGCUUUAUACGAUUUAAGAGGUGCUCCAGGUGUCGCAGCUGAUGUCUCUCAUAUCCCAACUAAUUCAACUGUUAAGGGUUAUACCCCAGAUAAUGACGGUUUAGCUACCGCCUUAAAGGGUUCUGAUGUUGUCAUUAUUCCAGCUGGUGUUCCAAGAAAACCUGGUAUGACUAGAGAUGAUUUAUUCAACACUAAUGCUUCAAUUGUCGCUUCUUUAGCCUUAGCUGUUGCCGAAAACUCUCCAAAUGCUGCCAUUUUAAUCAUCUCAAACCCAGUCAACUCAACUGUUCCAAUUGUAGCUGAAGUCCUUAAAUCAAAGGGUGUCUACAACCCAAAGAAAUUGUUCGGUGUGACUACUUUAGAUGUCAUCAGAGCUUCAAGAUUUAUUUCCGAAGUUGCCAACACUGAUCCAACCAAAGAACAAGUUACCGUCGUUGGUGGUCACUCUGGUAUCACCAUUGUACCUCUAAUCUCCAAGACUCUUCACAAAGACAUUGCUAAGGAUGUUAAAGAUGCUUUAAUCAACAGAAUCCAAUUUGGUGGUGAUGAAGUUGUUAAAGCUAAAGAUGGUGCCGGUUCUGCUACAUUAUCAAUGGCUACUGCUGGUGCAAGAAUGGCCAACUCUGUUUUGUCUGGUUUAUCUGGUGAAAAGGACAUUAUUGAACCAACUUUCAUUGACAAUCCUUUAUACAAAUCUGAAGGUGUUGAAUUCUUCUCCUCUCCUGUUACUUUAGGCCCAGAUGGUGUUCAUGAAAUUCACACUUUAGGUACUAUCGCUGGUUUUGAAGAAGAGAUGAUUGCAGCUGCUAAAGAAACCUUGAAGAAAAACAUUCAAAAGGGUGUUGAUUUCACUGGACAAUUCUUAGCAAAACAAAAAUAA
Molecule: messenger RNA, 1032 nt
Organism: Ascoidea rubescens DSM 1968
Lineage: Eukaryota; Fungi; Ascomycota; Saccharomycetes; Ascoideales; Ascoideaceae
Gene: MDH1
Product: malate dehydrogenase MDH1
Exons: 1
Coding region: 1-1032 (343 amino acids)
Biological process (GO): tricarboxylic acid cycle; malate metabolic process
Cellular component (GO): mitochondrion; cytoplasm
Molecular function (GO): L-malate dehydrogenase (NAD+) activity
Source: RefSeq, a predicted model, not a curated record